Molecule: messenger RNA, 3968 nt
Organism: Aquila chrysaetos chrysaetos
Lineage: Eukaryota; Metazoa; Chordata; Aves; Accipitriformes; Accipitridae
Gene: FGF22
Product: fibroblast growth factor 22
Exons: 4
Coding region: 1-861 (286 amino acids)
Biological process (GO): fibroblast growth factor receptor signaling pathway; positive regulation of protein phosphorylation; animal organ morphogenesis
Cellular component (GO): cytoplasm
Molecular function (GO): growth factor activity; fibroblast growth factor receptor binding
Source: RefSeq, a predicted model, not a curated record
AUGCCCCCCGCACUACGCCGCCAUGCCGCGCCGCGCUCCCCCCCUCCAGGGCGCAGGCGCCGCGCGGUGCACGCCGGGAGCGGUAGUUCCUCCGCGCCGGACUACAACUCCCAUGGUGCAGCGCGGCCGCGCCCUGCGCGCCGCCUGGCGGCCGCGCCGGCCCCGACGGGACGGGACGGGACGGGACGGGAGCGGAGCGGGCGAGCACGGUGGGGAGCACGGCGCUGUCCCGCGCCCCUCCCGAGCCCGGCACGCCUUGGGCCAGACCGCAGACGGACACCACCCCCGGGCCCGGGGACCACGGUAGCCCCGUGCCCCCACAAGCCUCUCCCCCCCUACCCUGCCCGAGGGGCCCGGUCCGGUCCGGUUCGGUCCGUGCCCCUGAUCGCCCGCCCGACGCGGGAGCCGCUCGCCGCCUGGGGCGGCCGGCGGCCCCCCCGCAGCUACGGCCACCUGGAAGGCGACGUGCGCUGGCGGCGGCUCUUCUCCGCCACCCGCUUCUUCCUCCGCAUCGACGGCGGCGGCGGCGUGGAGGGGACGCGCUGGAGGGAGCGGCCGGGCAGCAUCGUCGAGAUCCGAUCGGUGCGUGUCGGCGUCGUGGCCAUCCGGGCGGUGCACACCGGCUUCUACCUGGCCAUGAACAAGCAGGGGAGGCUCUACGGGUCGAAGGAGUUCAGCCCCAACUGCAAGUUCACGGAGCGCAUCGAGGAGAAUGGCUACAACACCUACGCAUCGCUGCGCUGGCGGCACCGGGGCCGCCCCAUGUUCCUCUCGCUCAAUAGCAAGGGCAGGCCGCAGCGAGGGGGCAAGACGCGCCGGCAGCACCUCUCUACCCACUUCCUCCCCAUGCUCGUCAGCUGAGCCCCGUGGGCGGCUCUGGACCGUCCUGUAGGAAAAAAUGGAGAAGAGGGUUAUUUUAUUUAUGUACAUAUCUAUUUUUUUUGCUAUUUAUUGUUUUAUUUUUAAAUGUAUGGCGCAGGAUGGAUGUGGAAGGCAGAUACUCCAGACACAGCCUGCAGCCGUGCAGGGAUGCGGCUCUCCCCACUGUCCUGCCGAGGCAGAGCCGGCCCGGUGCAGCCUGGGGAGCGCAGCCGCCACGUGCUGUCGACGUCGCACCCCUGCCUGCGCAGCCCGGACCAGGUGGCCAUCGCUCUGCUGAUGGCAUCUCUGCAGGGGCUAGGGCUGGGACGGAGGCUGCAGGGCUGGGACGUACCGGCAGGUUGUGUUCGUCUUGUGUCCAAGCACUCGUGGCAAUUAAAGUUGUGUUUAUGGUACGGAAGGGGGAGUGAGUCUUGGAGCUUUGAUGGUGGGUUGGUUCGGGACAGGUGGGGUUGGCUCUCCCAGGGUCGUGGCUGCAGCCACCAGCAUCGUCCCUGCUGCUGCCGGAGGGGAGCCUGGCUGGUCCCUGCCACGUCCAGCUCCUCAUCGACCCACACCCUCACCCGAGCGUGCGGGCAGAGACGCACCCAGCCCAAAACCUCACCCACAGGAAAACACAGCGACGGCUGUUCAGCGGCACAAAGGAGGGAGCAGGAAAAAGCAGCUGCCGGCGGUGGAGAGCCUGGACCCUGCGCUAGCACCACAGGAAAGCGCUUGCAUGCGUGACCCACAGCCAGAGCAGCGCAGGUGCUCUGUGGGGGAGCAUCCCCCAGGACAUGCCAGGCUCUGUGCAAGGGGAUGUGGCCCUGGAGUCCCAAAGGGACAAGGCAGAGGGGGACGAGGGCUCGAGAGGGUCCCUGGUGCCAGAGCAAGAGCCCGGUCACAGCCGAGUGUCCUGCUGCAGCGUUGCAGUGGGCUCUGCAGGACGAGGUGCUGGGCAGCAUUGCAUGAGCCAGCCCGGACCCUCAGGCAGAUGCAGCCCUGGGGCUGCCCCUGCCUGGGAGGAGCUGGGAUGCUGCUCCCCACUCACGUGCAGACCCUGAGCCAGGACAUCAUGAGCAGAAAGAACCAGACCCGCUCUGAGGACCCAUCCCCAGUGGGAGCACUUGGGCCACAGAUGCCCACUCAAGUCGCUGGUGCCUGAUCCCUGCCCUGGAUCAAGAUCUGAAGCACAGUGGGGCAUCCAUCCCCCAGCCUCCCCAGGCUGCAGCCAGUGCCCCCAGGCUGGUCCUGCCCCCCCCCAAGCCCAGCUCCACUCCAUCCUCCCCAGGAAAGAUGGAGCUGGGAAGGAACCAGCUGGGAGGACCAGUCCCUUGCCUGGAGGGGAGCAUGGCCAGAAAUAGCACCCGCGCCUCGGCCUCCCGGCCAGGGCACGUUCCUGCACCGCCCUCCGCACCCGCUGCAGCGAGGCAUCGCAGCCUGGUCACUUUGUCACGUCAGACAUGAGCGAUGGCCCCAGCGAAAACCACCAAACUUGUUCCAUUUCUUACCCAACCAGCUCCAAACGAGUCUGUGAGAGGGAACAGCCACCGCGUUAACUGUGUGGUGGCUGUGGUGGGCAUGGGCACCAGCACUGGCCGGGAGCAGCCAUGUACCCACCACAGGCUUUGCUUCGCCCACUCAAAACCCACCCCGAGCACUGCUCACAUGUGAGAAAUCACGCCCCGAGCUCUGGGGGAGCUGGGAACCUUGUGCCGUGGCCAGCAGCUGAAACGCAGCAGGAGAAGGAAGGUUUUUCCAGGUCUCCCAGGCUGCGUUACAGUGACUAAACAGCAAAGCCUUCCCUCCAUGCCAGCCCAGCUGAUGGGCACAUGCAGGCUCAGCCGGGGACCUUCCUGCUGCCACCCACCUCCUAAGCCCAGGAUCCCGGUGGCAGAAGCUUCUGGCUCAACCUCUGGCGGAGGAUGAGCUAUUAACCCUGAUAUACCAGUCCUGAGAUAAACCCUCGUCCCGCAGGCAUCCGCCCGCCGAGAUGAAAGGCGCCGCUGGGCUGCCCUGGCUGCGCUGGCAAAGCCAAGGAGGAAAAACAUUCCAGGAGAGUUGCUCAGCGCCGGCCGCGUGGCCUCAGCAGGCUUGGCAAAGGCUGUUGCCAUCCACGCUGGGGACGUUUUCUCCAACAAACCUUCUCUUCUUGUAUUCCAAAAUGGCUCAAGAAACACCAAACAAGGCGCCUGCUUUCCUCCUCCAUGGGAGGCACGUCCCUUCCCAGAAAGGUCUCGGGAGGAAGGGCCAGGUCCUCAGGUGAGGCUGCUUUGAAAGACACCAAAGCUCUGCCGGUACCAGGACCUUGAGUGCUCAGGGAGGAAGGCCAGAACCUUCCUCAGCCACUCCCAGCCCCCUCACAGAGCCCCAAAAGCCAGAGAAGACACAGGGAGCCUCCCAAGCCGCUGAACCCUCCAUCCAUCCCCCCCCAGCAGCCCCCACAGGGGCAGGCUCCCCACCUACUGCUCUGGCAUCUGCCACAGCAAGGUCCCGGCACGCAGCCUCUGGAGCGCGCAGUGCCAUCACUGACACCCGGUCAGCGGGUCCGGGAGACCCCCUGACUGCCCAAAGUCCCUGCAACAGAAAGGGGCAUCAGUUGACAUCUGUCCCGUGCCACCGGGGCCAGCCAUGCAGAGCCAUGUGCCACCACCUUGCUCUGCCUGCCGGCUCUGCACCGGGCUGUGUCGCAAAAGCCCAAGCAGAGCAGAAACCUCACCCACUGCUGCCCACGCAAACUCCUCCAAGGACAUCUCCUACCCCAGCGCAUAGCCCUGCCCUGUGCUCCUGAACCAGGCUCCUCUUGGAGCUGGCAUGGCUGUGCCAGAGAUUCAGCGUCACAAGACCAAAACCAAAGGCCCUCGUCAAGAACACCAAGCAAACCCAGGUUUUUGUUUCUCUCGCACCUCCCAGCCCAGGUGAGUGCGGACACAGGCAGCAGGUCAGUUAUUGCCUGCUCCAGUCACAUUCUUUUCAUUCCCCAAGCUCCAGCUCUGUCGCAGAAACUGAGUCACAAACACACCUGGAUAUUUGUCUCUCUCUUCUUUUUUAAUCAGCUGUAUUUUAAGUAGCUUUGAAAUACAUUUUUCUCCAAACUGUAUUUCCUGUAU